GGUGGGCAGACUUCUGCUGUCACGCCAUGUCCGCUGGAUGGUUCCGGCGCCGCCUCCUGCCGGGGGGUCCGCUCCCCUCGCCGCGGCCCCCCGGGCCCCGCGCCAGCCCGGUGCCCUACAGACGGCCCCGCUUCCUGCGCGGCUCGGGCUCCGGCCCAGGCGCCACCGAAGCCUCGCGCCGCCGGGACGUCCGGCCCGUGCGCAGCCCAGCGCGGGGCCGUGUGUUGCCCUGGAACGCGGGCUACGCCGAGAUCAUCAAUGCAGAGAAAUCUGAGUUCAAUGAGGAUCAGGCCUCCUGUGGGCAGCUGAGCAUCCAGCGAUCUGAAUUUGGGGCUGAAGAGGACCAGGAGUGGCUGACCCUGUGCCCAGAAGAGUUCCUAACAGGUCAUUACUGGGCCCUGUUUGAUGGGCAUGGUGGUCCUGCAGCUGCCAUUGUGGCUGCCAACACGCUACACUCCUGCCUGCGCCGGCAGCUGGAGGCUGUGGUAGAAGGUUUGGUGGCCACUCAGCCCCCCAUGAACCUCAGUGGCCGCUGCAUCUGCCCCAGUGACCCCCAGUUUGUGGAAGAAAAGGGCAUCCGGGCAGAAGACGUGGUAAUCGGGGCUCUGGAGAGUGCCUUCCAGGAAUGUGAUGAGGUGAUCAGGCGGGAGCUGGAGGCCUCGGGCCAGGUGGGAGGCUGCACAGCCCUGGUGGCUGUGUCCCUGCAGGGAAAGCUGUAUGUGGCCAAUGCCGGGGAUAGCAGGGCCAUCUUGGUAAGGAGAAAUGAAGUACGGCCACUGAGUUCUGAGUUCACCCCAGAGACCGAGCGGCAGCGGAUCCAGCAGCUAGCCUUUGUUUACCCUGAGCUCCUGGCUGGUGAGUUCACCCGACUAGAGUUCCCUCGGCGCCUGAAAGGGGAUGACUUGGGUCAGAAGGUUUUGUUCAGGGAUCACUACAUGAGCGGAUGGAGUUACAAGCACGUGGAGAAGUCAGAUCUCAAGUACCCACUGAUCCAUGGACAGGGUAGGCAGGCACGGUUACUGGGAACACUGGCCGUCUCCCGGGGCCUAGGAGACCAUCGGCUCAGAGUCCUGGACACAAACAUCCAGGUCAAACCCUUCUUGCUCUCUGUCCCACAGGUGACUGUGCUGGAUCUGGACCAGCUGGAGCCACAGGAGGAGGAUGUGGUUGUCAUGGCAACUGACGGGCUCUGGGAUGUCCUGUCCAAUGAGCAGGUGGCACGGAUGGUGCAGCACUUUCUCCCUGGGAACCGAGAAGACUCACACAGGUUCUCGGAGCUGGCCCAAAUGCUGAUCCACAGUACACAGGGGACUGAGGAUGGCCCCAUGGGAGAAAGGCAGGUGUCCUACGAUGACGUCUCUGUGUUCGUGAUUCCUUUGUACAGCCGGUGCCAAGGAGGCAGUGGCCACUGA
Messenger RNA from Orycteropus afer afer, 1412 nucleotides. RefSeq names its product protein phosphatase, Mg2+/Mn2+ dependent 1M (gene PPM1M). Gene Ontology annotation, biological process: protein dephosphorylation. Gene Ontology annotation, molecular function: protein serine/threonine phosphatase activity. The record is from RefSeq and is a predicted model, not a curated record. NCBI's taxonomy places the organism in Eukaryota, Metazoa, Chordata, Mammalia, Tubulidentata, Orycteropodidae.